AUGGCAAGAUUUACCUUAGAGGCCACCACCUUAACUAACAAAGUGAUUAAUCUUCGGGCACAGUACCUACCUAGACAGCCACGGACAGCCCCUGUGGACUCUGAAGUGCAGCCAGUGUAUGAAGAUGGUUAUGCAUCACUGAUCCCCUCUCACACAAUCUCUGUAAGCCAAGUGAAAAUCAGAAAUGAACCUUUUGUCUUGCCCUGUAAUGAGAGAGUGAACCUCUGGGCAGACUACGUCCUGGACCCUUCAGAGCACACGAAAGAGACUAUAGACUUUCAUUACCUGAUCAUUACAUUUGGGAGAAUUGUUUCAAGCUCAAGUAUAAGACACACAAUCUCUCCAGAUGGAGGAUUAAGGAGCUUCUUCCCAAUUCCUGUCAUGGUCAAUUCUGACAUGUCCCCAGCUUCCACCAUCUUAAUUUACGCUGGCCUUGAUUAUGGUAAUCUGAUUGCUGACAGCCUUAAAAUUCCAGUCACUAGCUGCUUUCCCAACACUGUUUCCCUUAAAUUUUCGGAGGAGCAAAGUCUUCCUGGGUCUAUGGUGAAUCUCCAUAUAAGUGCUCACCCAAACUCCAUAUGCAGUGUCCGAGCAGUGGAUAAGAGUGUCGAGCUCCUGAAAUCAGAAGAGAGACGCUCGGAGGACAAUGUGAAUACAUUCUUAAAAGAAUGGGAUACAGAAGGUUACCCUAUAGAGAUUGAAGAGCUUCAGGAGUGUCCACCCGGUUCUUCUCCUGUUUUUGUAGACGCUUCAGAACAGCCUGAUAUAUUCAGUCUUUUUAAGCAUUGUGGGAUAAAAGCCUUAACCAACUUCGCAAUACGGAAGCCGCUGGAGUGUGAAUCGCAGGGCCCAGAAAUAUUACAGAAUUUCGUUAAUGCAAAAGCAGUAUUUCCAGGAGUCAAAGAAGAUGCACCACCACAAGAAAACGUUCGCAGAAGAUUCCCAACUACCUGGAUAAUGAACUUGAUGCUAAUAGGAUCCACUGGUGAACUGGACUAUCCAGUCAAAACUCCAGACACCAUCACCCAGUGGAAUGCAGACGCCUUCUGCACAUCAACCAUUGGUCUUGGCUUUUCACCCCGGAUAUAUCUUCAAGUGUUUAAACCAUUUUUUCUGGAGAUGAUCAUCCCAUACUCAGUUAAACAAGGGGAGACUUUCGUACUGAAGGCAAUUGUCCUCAACUUCAUGAGGAGGUGUAUCAAGGUCCAGGCAACUUUGUACGAGUCAAAAGACUUUCAACUGGAACCAUGUGAAGGUUGCUUGUACAAUGCCUGCCUCUGUAGUGAUCCAACCUACACCUUUAUCUGGAACAUCAAACCCUUAACCCUGGGCUAUAUUAAUAUCAGCGUUGGUAUAGAGGCAUUGAGCACUAGCGAUCUAUGUGAUGGACAGAAGCCUAUGGUGCCUAAAAGAGGACAGUCAGACAUUGUGCAGAGGCGCCUUAUAAUUGAGCCAAAUGGAGUACCAGAGGAAAAGACACACAGUAUUCUCCUAUGCGCUUUUGAGUUGGACACAAUUCUCCUGGACCUUCCAGAAAACGUUGUGCUUGGAUCUCAGUCAGCAAAGGUUACUGUUACAGGUGAUAUCAUGGGAAAGCCAUUAGACAACUUGAAUAACCUUGUGUUGCUGCCAUUUGGCUGUGGAGAGCAGAACAUGAUGUUACUUGGCCCUAUCAUAGCAGUUAUAAAUUACUAUAGUACCACAGGGCAACUGACUGAUGAGAUUGUGGCUAAAGCAACCGAAUUCAUGGAGACUGGAUUACAGAACCAACUUAAUUACAAGCAUACAGAUGGAUCCUACAGCGCCUUUGGGAACAGUGAUCCAUCUGGAAGUACAUGGCUGACAGCAUUUGUAGCACGUAUAUUUUUUAUGGGUCUGAAAUACAUCUAUAUAGAAUACCGACACAUCACAGAAGCUCUGGACUGGCUGAAGGGGCAGCAGCAAAGCAAUGGCUGCUUCAAAAGUGUAGGUCAAAUAUUUCACAAGGAGCUUCAGGGAGGAGUGGACAACGAGAUCACUCUCACUGCAUAUGUUACUUUAACAUUACUAGAAAUAGGAGAUCCACAAUACGAUGAGACAAUCGAGAAAGCAAAGCAAUGUCUGGAGAAAUGCACUGAUGCACAAAGCUCAACCUACACGAAGGCACAAUGUGCAUACACUUACACUCUGAUGGGUGACACAGAGAAGAGGACACAACUUUUGGAGCAGCUGGAUCAAGUGGCCAUAAAGAAAGAUGCUAUGACACACUGGUCCCAAAAUUCUGAGAUCCCUUCAGAUGACCCAUUAUGGUCAAAGCCAAACUCUGGAAAUGUGGAGACCACAGCAUACGUUGUGUUGGCCACGGUGUCAGGAACCAACCCAACCAAAACGGAUCUCGGGGCGGCAGUGCCUGCCAUCCGCUGGUUAAAUUCACAGCAAAAUAGCAAUGGAGGAUUCACCACCACUCAGGACACAGUAGUUGCUAUCUUUGCAAUGUCUAAAUAUGGCUCCUUAACGUUCGUGGAUGAAAACAUGCCGACUGUCACCAUUACCAAUGACAAAGGGUUCAGUGCAAAAGUAACAGUGAAUCCCCAGAACCCGACAGAAGUGAAAGUUGUGGACUUGCCUGACAUCCCAGCAGAGUACACUCUGGAAGCAUUGGGAAGCGGAUGUGCAUAUGUGCAGAUUAUAAUAGGAUACAAUAUUCUGAAUCCAGAGCCAGAAAAGUCGUUUAUGCUUGAUGCAGUAACCUCAGCAAUUGAGUGCCCCCCUCACCCUGCGCCAAAAUUCAGCAUAGGAAUCAGUUUCAGUUUAAGUGAUGCAAGUGAAGAUCAAGCUUCUAACAUGGCCAUCAUAAUUGUAAAAAUGGUGUCUGGAUUUGUCCCUGUAGAAAGGUCUGUAAAUGCGCUCUUAGCCAACAGCGUGGUGAAGAAGGUGAAAAGCAGCCCGGCGGAUGUGACAAUCUAUCUGGAAAAGAUUGACCGCAAUACAAUCCAGCUCUCGGUAGAUGUUGAGCAGCAGAGUGAAGUGCAGGACCUGCAGCCGGCCGUGAUAUAUCUGAAGGAUUAUUAUGAGACCUCACGACGUAUUGAGGUGACUUAUCAAAGUCCGUGCAAGUAAGACCUACUAGUAUGGAAUCCUGGUGUCUCCUGAGUAUCAUUUAUAGUCAAGUAUACUCAUCAUACUAUCUUCUUUUUCUACAAUCUUUUUCUUAUGACAUAGUAUUCUUUUUACGUCCCUGCCUCUUAUUCUAUUUAUUGUUCCUAUUCCUAUCAUAAUUACUUAUUAUAUUUUAUCACUUAUCCUUAUUCCUACUUCAUAUCUUUCCUUUUUUCCCCAUAAUUUUUCUUCUCCCUAUUCCUAUCAGAACCUUAUCACAUUGAUCGCAUAUAAUCAGCUGCUCACAUUCACUCCAAAAUGAGGCUUGAGAC
This is a messenger RNA of Bufo gargarizans (Asiatic toad), 3410 nucleotides long. RefSeq names its product alpha-2-macroglobulin-like protein 1. NCBI's taxonomy places the organism in Eukaryota, Metazoa, Chordata, Amphibia, Anura, Bufonidae. Gene Ontology annotation, cellular component: extracellular region. The coding region runs from base 1 to 3099 and encodes 1032 amino acids. The transcript has 26 exons. The record is from RefSeq and is a predicted model, not a curated record. Gene Ontology annotation, molecular function: endopeptidase inhibitor activity.